Molecule: messenger RNA, 1362 nt
Organism: Fusarium sp. VM40
Lineage: Eukaryota; Fungi; Ascomycota; Sordariomycetes; Hypocreales; Nectriaceae
Source: the annotation of a GenBank genome assembly
AUGGAGACUCCAGCAAUCCCAAUGCCGCGGGACCCCCGUGAGCGAGCUAUCCUCGAUAAACUACAGCUGGUCCGAGAUCGCCUGCUGCUUCUCAAGCAGGAUCGCACAAAUUACAUUCGAACACAGGAUGUCAUGCCUCUAUUCGAUGACACGAUGGAUCAGGUCAAGGAGCUGACUGUUGUACGCGCCGAGACAGGCGAUAAGGAGGAGAACAGAUUGGAUAAGGUCCUAGAGAGCUGCUUCCAGCUACUCUCUCUGUUCUACCUCACAAUCGGACGAAACAACGAGGCGCCAGCAACCUACGCUAUGACCUCGACAGUCAAACGACUUCUCGAUCACCUCACCGAAGCCGAACUGUACUCAGCCAAAGAUCUCGGAAGCAUUCAAUCUACACUCGAGGAUCUAUCCCAGAGCAUUCGCGAUGCCGCCAGCGACCCAUCUCCUGAUAAGCGACACCCACCUUAUAUGCUCACACUUCUUGAGAACCGCGUAGAACUCUGUCACUCAACCUUGUCGAGACUUCAAAAACGACUACAAAAGCUACCAGGUUAUCUUCUGGAAGCUCAUGAAAAGCUCAUCUCAAUCUUGAGAUCCAUUUCGUUGGCCAACACAAAGUCUAAGUUCUCCACAACGGAGGUCAAAAAGCUACGGAACCAAAUCUUGGAGAUUGGCGAGAAGCAUAAUAGUGGCACAUUUACGGCAGAGGAUGGAACUCUAGAGGAGGGAGGUGAGGUACUUCGAGACUUGUACUACCGCUGCGUCCGCUGGUCGGAUAUGGUUCUUGAAAGACAAGGAGAGGUGGCCGAACAAUGGCGACCAGUCUACGACACGCUCAUCCAAAUUCGCAAUGAUCUUGAGAAGCUUUCUCUCACACAGGCAUGGUCACUCCGGGAGACAGACCUCUACGAUUUCCAACGGCAACUUGACAGGAUCGAUGAGAACCGACAGAACGGAAACUGGGUUGACGAUCGGGGACGGCCAGCUGACCUUUGGACUCAGCGAACUCUGCUAUACCUGAUUCGACGGUCAUAUGCCUACAUCUACUCGUUCAUGCUGGCAUCCGAACCGGUGUCUGAAGCUCUAUUGCCUGUUUAUAACCAGCUGCAAACAUUGAAGCGAUGCCUCAUUGAGGUUAAGAAGAACGGUGGCGUCUCCUCAGUACGAGAGCUGUACCCUUACAGCAUGAAGCUCAACUCGCUUGAUAACAUGAAGGUGGAUGGCAAGUUCGUGGUAAACGGCGACAUCCCUGAAGGACAAGGCAGUGUCUCUGAGCUAUUGGCCGAGUGUUUCGACCUCAACUAUGAACUGAGGCUUACUGCUGAGGAGGCGGCAGAGAGCGGUGCAAACAACGACGAGGCUUAA